Molecule: messenger RNA, 1993 nt
Organism: Beta vulgaris subsp. vulgaris (sugar beet)
Lineage: Eukaryota; Viridiplantae; Streptophyta; Magnoliopsida; Caryophyllales; Amaranthaceae
Product: F-box/LRR-repeat protein At1g67190
Exons: 2
Coding region: 141-1400 (419 amino acids)
Molecular function (GO): protein binding
Source: RefSeq, a predicted model, not a curated record
GAACAUGUAUAUCGAUUAUGGUUAUUAAACUUAUAAUCGGGAGCAUCUCCGUGAAUGUUAGGAGCACGCACUGCCCAGGUUGCAGCCACCGUGUAGAUUGCUGAAAAUUGUAGAAUUUGCAGAAAUGGUUUUUUCUGGGUAUGGAUGAUCUUCCUGUUGAAGUUAUUGGUAACAUAUUGUCCCAACUUGGGGCUGCUAGAGAUGUGGUGGUGGCAUCUGCUACUUGUCGAAAAUGGCGAGAGGCUUGGAGGAAUCACCUCCAUUCGUUGUCGUUCGACUCGAAUGAUUGGCCUUUUUAUAAUGAUGUCCUACCUCGUAGACUGGAAAUUGUCAUCACUCAGACUAUCUUCCAAACAAGGGGACUUCGACGCCUGUCAAUCCUUAUGGAUGAUGUCGAUGAGUUCUCAGCUGCACCUGUGAUUGCCUGGCUGUUGUUCACCCGAGACAGUCUCUCUGAACUAUGCUAUAACGUGAGGACAAUCCCGAAUGUGAACAUUCUGGAGAAGUGUGGACGACAUAAGCUAGAGAUUCUUGCAUUAUCUCAUAAUUCUAUCGUUGGUGUUGAGCCUAGUUACCAGCGAUUCCCUUGCUUGAGAUCGUUGUCACUGAGCUUUAUUAGCAUCUCAGCGUGGGACUUAAGUUCGCUCCUUAAUGUUUGUCCUAAGCUUGAGGUGUUAAAGCUCAUUAAUCCAGACAUUGCCAUAUCUGAUGCUCAUACAACACUGGAGCUUAGUAGUGCUUCCUUGAAAGAUGUCUACAUCGAUGCUAUUAGCACAGACAAGGUUAUAUUGGAGGCUGAUCAUAUUGAAAAGCUUUACUUGAAGGAUUGCACUUUUGAUCAGUUUGAUCUUGUCGCGAAAGGAGGAUUAAGGAAGCUUAAGAUUGAUGAUGUUAGUGUUUUGCAUCUUGAUAUAGGUGAGAACACUGAAAAUCUUGAGGUUGUUGAUAUAAGCAACUUCACUAUUGCUUGGCCAAAGUUCUAUCAUAUGAUCUCAAGGUCACCAAGAUUGAGAAAGCUUAGACUCUGGGGGGUUGUAUUUGACGAUGAAGAUGAAGAAGUGGAUUUCGAGACUCUUGCUCUUUGCUUCCCUCGAUUGAGCCAUCUCUCUUUGAGUUAUGAUUUAAUAGAGUGUGUGCUUCACUAUGGUUUGCAGGGAUCAUCUUGUUUUGAGAAUGUGGUAGUGCUGGAAUUAGGGUGGACGAUAAUGUGUGAUUUCUUUAUUGACUGGCUGUCUGGAUUUCUAGAAAGAUGCCCUCUCCUCAAGAAGAUGAUAAUUUACGGGCUCGUGUCAGGGGCCAAAACACAUGAUGAGUGCAAGGCUCUUGCUCGCUUCACCUCGUCCAUUGUUCAGCUCAUGAGAAUUCAUUCACAUGUGGAGGUAUCGUUUGAAUUUGAAUGAGGUUUCUCUUUCUGCAUUUUAGUUAAGUUUUGAGGAGCGUAGUUGUGUCGCUGAUGAUCCUGGAAUUAUGGUUUCUUGUGUCCCCUCCUCAAUUACUGAGAUAGAACUGCUGUAACCUUGGUAAAAAAAGAAAAGAAUAUGAGCAUAUCCACACAUCGUUGGAUAUAUCUUGGUCAUCAUUUGUCGUUCGGAAUACACAUAUGGCCUUAUGGGUUAAAGAUGUGCAUGUAGCUGUUAUUCUGUGUUGCAGUGAAACAAUAAUGUUCUUAGAUCUUGAUCAUGGCUUGCGGUUGGCGAUACAGUGACGAACAAGAUGACCAUUUUGUACUUCAUGAGGAGGUCUUUGGACUUUCUCGUAACCAGAUUUGUUUCAACUUUUACUUACGUUUACAGCCAUGUAUUAGGGAACUAAUCACUGAAAGAUUGAUCAGCAAGUACAUCUAUACACCCUUAUCUUGUUAAGCAUAUGUGCCUCAAUACUUGCAUUUUUAGUUUAUUAUUGUACAAGGCAAUGUAAUGCUCUUGACAUGCUGGUUAGAGCGAUAUCUUGGAGUGUUUGGUUGAGACGAAAAUAAAGAAAAGAGGUUUUCCUA